UAAAAAAAAAACAGAAAGUGAAGCCAGACUGGGCUUAGAGAGACAGGCGCAGGAGACCAACAAUUGCACACACUGAAACUUUCCGGAGUUCCUAAUGGACACAGUGUUUUGCCCAAUCGACGCCCACUUCGCUGACGAAAUCUCCGCUCUUCUUCAACCUCCUCCCUCUGCUCAAGCUCAGGAAUACUUCGACCAGCUUAUAACAACCAGAGGAUGCACUGGACUCAAAGUAAAACAAAAUGGGGCGCAUGGCAAGGGUGUCUAUGCUGAUGUGGAUUUCAGAGAAGGGGACCUUGUUUUAAAGGACCAAAUGCUUGCUGGUUCUCAACAUUCUGCUAAUAAGAUUGACUGUUUAGUGUGUAGUUUCUGUUUCCGCUUCAUUGGCACCAUAGAAGUUCAGAUUGGAAGGAAACUCUAUUUGCAAGAUUUGGGGGUUGCAGCGAACAAUGAAUGUGAUAGGCAGACAUUAGCACAUAUCCCAAAAAAGACAUGCCAGAUCAAUUCAUCUGACAGUGAGGAUGAUUCUUAUGUUAAAGAUCCCACAAGCACGGAAGAAUGUGCUUCUACUAGUUCUAAAUAUGGAACCCCUCUUCCUAAAGAAAUCGUGGAAUCACUGAUGAAUGGUGAAUUGGUUCUGCCUUAUUCUGAACAGUUCCCAUUGCCGUCAGUUAUUUCUUGUCUUGGUGGAUGUAGAGAAGCUUUCUACUGCAGCCAAUUAUGUGCGGAGGCUGAUUGGGAUUUGUUUCAUUCUUUGCUUUGCACGGGGGCGAGGUCCAAAUCAUCUGAUAAGGAGGCACUACUAAAAUUUUUGCAACAUGCUAAUGAAACGAAUGACAUCUUUCUGCUUGCUGCCAAGGUGGUUUCUUUCACCAUUUUAAAAUACAGAAAGUUAAAAGCAUCUUAUCCUGAAGACCAAGGCAAGUGCACUGCAGACAACUGUGAUCUUUCUUUGCUUUCGGAUGCAUGGAAGCCUGUAUCAAUGGGAUACAAGAUAAGGUGGUGGGAGUGCAUUGCUUUGCCAGAUGACGUCGAUGGUUGUGACGAAGCUGCAUUUAGGAUGCAAAUAAAAGAGCUGGCAUUCACGUCCCUGCAACUCUUGAAGGCAGCAAUCUUUGACAAGGAAUGUGAACCAUUAUUCUCCCUUGAGAUCUAUGGGCAUAUUAUCGGCAUGUUUGAGCUAAAUAAUCUUGAUUUGGUUGUUGCAUCACCAGUGGAGGAUUACUUUCUGUACAUUGAUGAUCUUCCGCAAUCUGAAAAGAAAGAAGCAGAAAGAGUUACACGCCCUGCUCUGGAUGCACUCGGUGAUGACUAUUCCAUUUGUUGCCAAGGCACUGCUUUUUUCCCUCUUCAGAGUUGUAUGAACCACUCUUGUCAUCCAAAUGCAAGGGCCUUCAAAAGAGAGGAGGACAGGGACGGUCAAGCAACUAUAGUUGCUCUUCGGUCAAUUAGCAAGGGAGAAGAGGUAACCAUAUCAUACAUAGAUGAGGACCUUCCUUGUGAAGAGCGACAAGCUAUGCUAGCAGACUACGGUUUCAGAUGCCGGUGUCAGAAAUGCUUAGAAGAAGAGCCAUAACAAGCCCAGGAAGUAAUCUCCUUCAGAUCAAAGACUUUUUCCAGCCCCGAAGUGAGGCAUUUAGCCUAAAACAUCCUUCAGUGAUGAUGGUGGUGCUACACACAGCCAUGGGAAACAAUCGCUUGCCUUCUGAUAUUGACAGGAUUUGGACAUCAUCCAGAAGCGUUCCACCUUUGUUUAACUUAUUGCGUUGAAGAACAUUUAAAUCAGUUUGAGACUUCAUCCAUUGAUUGUUAAGUUUCACAUAAUAUUUAUUUUGGUUGGUUGUAAUUUCCCAUUUUGCUGGGGAAGGUCUGCUUUAGAUUUAUAUAAUUCAUACAACAGGUCCAAAGGUUGUAUCUAACAUCUCAGUACUAAUCCCUCCCAUGGUAAUGCCUCCUAACUAGAUGAAAAUGAAAUUUAAUUUUGUUGAA
Molecule: messenger RNA, 1986 nt
Organism: Rhododendron vialii
Lineage: Eukaryota; Viridiplantae; Streptophyta; Magnoliopsida; Ericales; Ericaceae
Product: histone-lysine N-methyltransferase ATXR2
Exons: 15
Coding region: 95-1573 (492 amino acids)
Molecular function (GO): protein binding; methyltransferase activity
Source: RefSeq, a predicted model, not a curated record